AUGGGUUUGCUCGAGUGCUGUGCCAGAUGUCUCAUUGGGGCACCCUUUGCUUCGCUGGUUGCCACUGGCUUGUGCUUCUUCGGGGUAGCGCUGUUUUGUGGCUGUGGGCACGAAGCUCUCACAGGCACCGAGCAGCUCAUUGAGACCUACUUCUCCAAAAACUACCAGGACUAUGAGUAUCUCAUCGACGUUGCUGGACCCCUGUGGCGGCGGCUGUGUCAGUGUUUGGGAAAGUGGCUAGGACAUCCUGACAAGUUUGUGGGCAUUACCUAUGUCCUGACCAUCAUCUGGCUCCUGGUCUUUGCCUGCUCCGCGGUGCCUGUCUACAUCUACUUUAACACUUGGACCACCUGCCAGUCCAUUGCCAACCCCAGCAAGACCUCGGCCAGCAUCGGCACCCUGUGUGCAGACGCCAGGAUGUACGGCGUCCUGCCCUGGAACGCUUUCCCUGGCAAGGUGUGCGGCUCCAACCUGCUCUCCAUCUGCAAGACCAGCGAGUUCCAGAUGACUUUCCACCUCUUCAUCGCAGCCUUUGUGGGGGCGGCCGCCACACUGGUCUCACUGCUCACCUUCAUGAUUGCUGCCACCUACAACUUUGCCGUCCUCAAGCUGAUGGGCCGAGGCACCAAGUUCUAGUUCGCACAGUGGAGCCCAGCCAGACCAAACACUCUUCUCUAACCCCGAGGCUUUAACACUGCAGCCACCUGACACCACGUCUCCUGCGUUAACUUUGCCUUCGCUGCUGACUCCCCUCCUCUUCCUCCCUUGUAUCCAUCGUGCUGAGCAUGACCAGGAAGGAGAGCUUCCCACCAAUGGACACCUCUUCAUGCACUUUUCUCUCUCUGCUCAUCUGUAAACAGUUCGCUCUAGGGCCAAGGCCAUCAAAACUAGCCAGAGAAGAAGAGGGACUUACUCCAGUGUCCCGAUGUUGCCUAGGGAUGAGCAAAAGCCUUCAUGUUCCUGGGAGGAGGAAAUCCGUGUAGGUUGCUCCAUGAGUAGCAAGAGGCUACCUAGAGAGAAAAGGA
Messenger RNA from Pygoscelis adeliae (Adelie penguin), 1025 nucleotides. RefSeq names its product proteolipid protein 1 (gene PLP1). Gene Ontology annotation, biological process: central nervous system myelination; axon development. Bases 1 to 636 code for a protein of 211 amino acids. The record is from RefSeq and is a predicted model, not a curated record. Gene Ontology annotation, molecular function: structural constituent of myelin sheath. Gene Ontology annotation, cellular component: myelin sheath; plasma membrane. The transcript has 8 exons. Lineage: Eukaryota; Metazoa; Chordata; Aves; Sphenisciformes; Spheniscidae.